Suncus etruscus (white-toothed pygmy shrew) is the source of this 3986-nucleotide messenger RNA. RefSeq names its product family with sequence similarity 13 member A (gene FAM13A). The record is from RefSeq and is a predicted model, not a curated record. NCBI's taxonomy places the organism in Eukaryota, Metazoa, Chordata, Mammalia, Eulipotyphla, Soricidae. Gene Ontology annotation, biological process: signal transduction. The transcript has 26 exons. The coding region runs from base 127 to 3192 and encodes 1021 amino acids.
CGGGGUCGGUGCUGUGGCAGCGAGUUGUUAAAGGGAAGCGAGUGCGCGCUGCGCGACCUCCACCCUCCAGGGUCCUUCUGAUGCGGUCACCGGGCCCUCGGUGGUUGUGUCGGACCUUGCUGCAGGAUGGGCGCGGGCGCGCUGGCCGUGCGCCAAAGGAAAGCCACUGCUAAGCUGAAGGAAGACACAGGAAGGAGUGUGACAGGGCCACCCCAUCAGCAGAGUGAUCUUUCCUGUAAGAAAUUCUUUGGGGUGCCUCUGCAGGAUCUGCACCAGCAGGGUCUCACUGAGAAUGGCAUACCUGCCCUAGUGGGAACUUUGGUAGACUACUUGACUAAGUAUGGACUCACCCAGGAAGGCCUCUUUCGGGUAAACGGGAAUAUGAGGGUGGUGGAAGAGCUGCGCCUCAAGUUCGAGAGUGGGAGCUCCGUGGAGCUGGGCAAUGGUGAUGUCUGUGCUGUAGCCAGUCUUUUGAAGCUCUUCCUGAGGCAGCUGCCGGAGAGCCUGUUCACUGCAGCAUUGCAGCCACGGUUCAUCCAACUUCUUCAAGAUGACAACAUUGGUGCUCAGGAGACUCAUUUAAAAGAUUUAAUACGAGAGCUGCCAGGCACUCACUACUGCCUCCUCAAGUAUCUUUGCCAGUUCUUGAGGAAAGUAGCUGAGCACAAGGAGCAAAAUCGCAUGGACAUCCACAAUCUUGCCACUGUAUUUGGACCAAAUUGUUUCCAUGUGCCAGUUGGACUUGAAGGUAUCAAACAGCAAGACCUCUACAAUAAGAUAAUGGUUAAAAUAUUAGAAAAUUAUCAUUCACUGUUUGAAGUAGAAUAUUCAGAAAAUGACAACCAGAGGUGUGAAAAUUUGACAAGGCUUAUCAGAGUAAAAGAUGCCAGCUAUAUGAACUCCCUGUCUAUUCUUCAGACAAACGAUUUACAAAGAGACAUGCAAAAGCCCUCUCCAAAAACCAAUUAUAGGAGGUAUAGGAGUGAGGGAUCAAUUCAGGCCUACUGGAUACCACAACCAGAACUCUCUGAUAGUGUCCCUCAGGUCAGCUGGCAACGAAGUCACCGCAGAGCCUACAGUGAUGACAUGAGCAGUGCUCAGGGGUUACUUUCAGCUCAUGUUUUGCCUAGUUCACAGGAAGAUGAAAGACCUAUAUCUUCUUUAUAUUUGAGUGCUCAUGUACCACAAGUCAACAACGUUUCAGCAACUGGAGAACUUCUAGAAAGAACCAUCCGGUCAGCUGUAGAGCAGCAUCUUUUUGAUGUUAGUAGCCCUGGGGAAACAAGUUCAGAAAACUCAGAAUCUAGGCCCUCCUCAGCAUCUUCCACCACAUCAGCCAGACAACGACGGCGCAUGUGUAUGCAGCAAAGUGAUGUUCAAUAUGAUAAAGACCUGAGACUUCUCGAUAAAGAAAAUACUUCUGGAUUCAGCAACCGUGGUGAUGGUAUUUUGAAUACGCAGGAAGUGGAAAUAUUACAUGAAAAUACUUCUGGGUAUAUUGAAGAAAGGGGCAAAUGUAAACGUCAGAAAUCCAAUACCAAACUUUCUGAGAUUGAUGAAAAUCAAGAUGGUCUUCUGAAUAUGGAAAGCCUAAAUUCCACACCAUCUCAUCAGAAAAUGGAACCUGAUGAUGUUGAACUGUUGUCUAAUAGAAGCAAAGAAAAUGGAGGAAAUGACAACUGCUCUCAGCAUUUUGAGAGCCUUACCAUGAAGAUUCAGGAGCAUCCCAGUCUACCUGACAGCAAACUGUCCCGGACUCAAGAUUCUGCCGACCAGCCAGAGAGCUUUGUCUCCGAAGUGGCCCCGCUGGACCUGACUGCAUUGUGCCAUGAGAAGACCUGGGAAGAGCCCGCCCCCACCCUCCCCUCCUGGCAGCAGGAGAACGUGGACCCAGAUGAAGCCUGCCUCUCCCCUCAGGCUGGGCGCCUGAUCCGCCAGCUACUGGAAGAAGACAGCGACCCCAUGCUCUCUCCUCGCUUCUACCCUUAUGGGCAAAGUGCGCAAUACCUGGAUGAUACAGAAGUGGCUCCUUCUCCCCCAAAUUCUCACUCAUUCAUGAGGCGCCGUAGUUCCUCUCUGGGUUCCUACGAUGACGAGCAGGAAGACCUGACACCUGCCCAGCUCACGAGAAGGAUCCAAAGCCUCAAGAAGAAGAUCCGUAAGUUCGAAGACAGAUUUGAAGAAGAGCGGAAGUACAAGCCUUCCCACAGUGACAAAGCGGCCAACCCAGAUGUUCUGAAAUGGACAAAUGACCUUGCCAAGUUCAGGAAACAGCUUAAAGACUCAAAACUGAAGAUAUCUGAAGAGGAGCUAACCCCAAGGAUGCGGCAGCGAAGUAACACACUCCCCAAGAGUUUCGGUUCCCAACUUGAGAAAGAAGAUGAAAAGAAGCAAGAUUUGGUCGAUAAAGCCAUAAAGCCAAGUGUGGAAGUCACGCUGGAAUGUAUCCAAAGGAAGCUCCAGGAGAAGAGGGCAGAAACCAGCCGUCCUGAGGACAUUAAGGAUAUGACCAAAGACCAGAUUGCCAACGAGAAAGUAGCACUACAGAAAGCUCUCUUAUACUACGAAAGCAUUCACGGCCGGCCGGUAACCAAGAAUGAGCGUCAGGUGAUGAAACCACUGUAUGACCGAUACCGGCUGGUCAAACAGAUCCUGUCCCGAGUCAACUCCAUCCCCAUCAUUGGUUCUCCCUCCACCAAGCGGAGAAGCCCUUUGCUGCAACCAAUCAUCGAGGGUGAAACUGCUUCCUUCUUCAAGGAGAUCAAGGAAGAAGAAGAUGGUUCUGAGGAUGAUAGCAAUGCAAGGCCUGACUUCAUGAUCACUCUUCAAACUGAUUUUGGUGCACGCUGCUUUCUGGACCAAUUUGAGGAUGAAGCUGAUGGAUUUAUUUCCCCUAUGGAUGAUAAACUACCAUCAAAAUGCAGCCAGGACACUGGGCUUUCAAAUCUCCAUUCUGCUCCAAUACCAGAACUCUUGGAACACCUUCAGGAUAUGAGAGAAGAGAAGAAGAAGAUUCGAAAGAAGCUACGUGAUUUUGAAGACAAUUUCUUUCGGCAGCAUGGAAGAAACGUCCAGAAGGAAGACCGCACUCCUAUGGCUGAAGAAUACAAUGAGUACAAGCACAUAAAAGCAAAACUAAGGCUUUUGGAGGUGCUGAUCAGCAAGAGAGACACGGAUUCCAAGUCUAUGUAAGGGGAUUCCCUGGUUUGCGGCGAAGGGCCUGAGGUGCAGGGGGAUUUUGCUCCUUGCCUCCUCUGGCAAAGAGCAGUUCUGCAGAAGCGGAAGGCAGACUUGGAUCUGGACCUGCAAAGUUUUGUAGCUCUUCUGCCUCCAGGCCUUUGGCUUCCGUUUCCAUUGCCUGCCUUAGAAAUGCCUAGAUGGAAGAAAGCAACUUGCCUUGAUCAGGAAUUUUAUAAGGGAAAGUUAAGAUUCCUGCACAUGUACUAGCAUGUGUGUGAGUGUCCAUACACACAUGCACACCUACUGUAGUGGAAGCUUUACUAAUACUCUCAGCGAUGAAUCACUCUGCGGUUCAUUUCUAGAAUAUAUGUUCUUCUUCCUUGGAUAACUGAGAAACAUGAGACCAUUCUUUUCCAAACUGUGAUCAAAACCAGCUCAGGACAUCACUUGACAGAGCGAACUUGCUGUGCAGGUCUGUGUUCUCUCUGGACUCAGACAAGUGGGAAUGUUCAUUGGAGCCCUAUUUGCUGCCUCGCCCAUUCUUGUGAUCUUUCCACAGCUGCACCUUUCCCUACGCGUGUGAACUCUUUCCCCUUCAGCUCUCAGGUAGAUGGAAGCUGCGUCUGCCCAGAGCAGCCUGGAAAACAUCUAUUUGACGAUGUGUUUCCAGAUUUCCUCAGUGGACAAAGAAUUGGAUCCCUGACUAGGACAAAAUCAUCUGCAGAAGACAAAUGAAAUGACUAAAGAAACAGUUCUGUGUUAAAGAAAGUAACGACAGAAUGAAGAGCUUAGACAAUUAUUUGCUG